CAAAUUUUCGUCUAAUGUCGAAUCAGUGCUCAUAGUUGAUUAUGAAGAUACAAAUAGGUACUAAAUAUGCCCGUAAGUGUGCGAAAAUGUUUGAAAUGUUGAUCGAUUUGUAAGCAAGGUUCCAAUUCUUUGUUUAUAUUGGUACUCAGUCUCCCACCAUUGAACAGUGAUUUAAUACUUUAAAAAGGAUUUUGAGUUCAACUAUAGAUGAUAACUCAAAAUGCGCCCACAACACUGGCUGUUGCUCAUCACCUAUCUGGCCACAGCACCUUACUCACAUCAGUCACAAUCUCGACACCCAUACAUCGACCUUGUCGAAAACCCUUACUUCGUCGACAAAAGCAAUCUGCUCAUUAGAAUAUUCGGAGAAUUCGCCUACUCUCACAUUUACCUCACAUGCCCAAAUCACUUCGGCAGCACAUCCAAUCUCAACAUGAUCGACUUAUUCGCUAAUAUCGAGCUAGACUCCUCAUAUCGACCAAUCAACUACACGAAGACUAAAUCUUACCAGAUUUUCAAUCAGUCCGCGUUCGGUCAAUUUGAAAUGUAUCGAAACAUACUCGAAUCUCAUUUGGCUCAACAUCCAGUCAUAUACAUCGACUUGGGGGUAAACUUACCAAAGAAUUUCAGCAUUCAAAGCAUGAUUAAGUAUCUGCUAAAUGCCAUGCAGAAAGCAUAUAAAAGAUACGAGUGGCUUUUCGGUUUACCUCAAGAACGUCUGAAUUGUGGUCCAAAUCGAACAAUUAGUCAAGAAGAUGUGGAUUUUGGUCAAAGAGUGCUCAAUAAAAGAAUCAACCAAGGAGGUAUUGAAAACAGCUUGAAGAUUUUAUGCAGAGUACUGCACAAGUAUUUUGAUCGAAAAGUGGUCAUAUUGAUCAAUUCCUUGGAUCACGCUUUGAGCCAUGCUCUAUUUUACUCCAGAGCUGAGGUUAAAAGUGAUACGGAAAUGUUCGACGCUUUCGAGAUACUCAACAGAAUGGUCUCGAACGCGAUUCGCUUUUUACCCUAUACUAUGAGCUUUAUGACUGGCCUAUGGCAUGCUCAAAUCGAUGCUAAUUAUUUAGGCAACGUUGCUCACCAUAAUUUCCUCGAGUGGCACAGAUUAGUCAGGUAUUUCGGGUUCACCGAAGAAGAAGUCGAUCGCUUACUCGUCAAUAACGGUUGUAAGAUGCCCGAACGAAAUGGAGUCGUCAGCUAUUACAAUGGGCACAGGAUGGUGGACGGUGAAACAAAGCUUUUCUCACCAUACUCCAUCACUCAAUACCUCGAGCACAGAGUGAAAAACUCGGAACUAUAUCAAGCUAGCCUCAAACCAUACUUCUUUGGCAAUAAUGAGACCACAGCGAUACUGAAAUUUCUUCCAAUACCUGUCUUCAGACAUUAUCUGGUCUCUUUAGUCAACCGAAUCCCUAUUAAGUUCGUUCCAAUCCUCCAUUUUGAAAGGGUCCACUUCGAGCAUUACUUCCACCUACGUAAUAAUAAUUUCACCUGUGCGAUCGGGUAUCGAGAAUCGUUCGCUAAACAUUUACUGCUGACAAUGGUUUUAAAAAUGGGCUACCUGUGUUAUAAUCGAGAUCGCGAUUUCAUCUUACCCAAUACCGAAAUCGAGAACUAUCUCGCUAACGCUUUGAACACAUUCUACGAGCCAGAAAGUGCCACCUUUUCGGAAAUAGGAGCCUUGAUCUACGCAAUUAUAAGUUCAACCGAUCAGGAUCAAAGGACCGCUCAAAUCUACGAUUUGCAAUCCAAAUUAACCCUCCUGUUCGGCAGACUUUCGACUAUCUACGAUUACACCAGGAUCUCCGAGCUGGAGUACAGGUUCGUGAUGUUUAAAUCAAUAAAGAAGCACCAGAAGGAUUCCAAUGAUAAAGGAAACGUAUGGACUAGUGGCAAUCAGCUGGAUAGUAUGAUUGUGACGUCUAGGAUUACUGAUGCAACCUCGGCAGGGGUUUUGCAAAUUAGUUGCGAUACUAGCGCUGUGGAUACGUUGGGUAAAGUGAUGAAGAAUAUUAGACCCAGAGUCAGUAAAGCGCCAAUUACGUAUUUUGGUAUCCAUGUAGAUGAACAAGUGAAUGUGAAAAUCGAAACGAGCACUAUUCAAGGAUGAAAAAACUCAGUAUUUGACGAUGCGAAAGGGUAUCUACUCCCAGCCCCCAGGUAUAAAAUAGGCGAAAUGGCCAUGUUGCCAGAUUUGGGAAAUUAUAUGGUGGAUCACUGUUGGGUACCUCCAAAAACAUUUCGAGCGGAAUUUCCGCCCCUCAACUCAGAACAUUUUUUUGCAAUGUUGAGCAACAUUUUUUUGCAAUGUUGAGCAACAUUUUUUUUGCAAUGUUGAGCAACAUUUCUUUGCAAUGUUGAGCAACAUUUCUGUGCAAUGUUGAGCAACAUUUCUGUGCAAUGUUGAGCAACAUUUCUGUGCAAUGUUGAGCAACAUUUCUGUGCAAUGUUGAGCAACAUUUCUGUGCAAUGUUGAGCAACAUUUCUGUGCAAUGUUGAGCAACAUUUCUGUGCAACGUUGAGCAACAUUUCUUUGCAACGUUGAGCAACAUUUCUUGCAAUGUUGAGCAACAUUUCUUGCAAUGUUGCUCAACUUAAUUUUUUGCAAUGUUGUGCAACAUUAUUUUUUGCAAUGAUGAGCAACAUUUUUCUUGCAAUGUUGAGCAACAUUUUUUGCAAUGCUAACCCUUCAACCCGAAGCUGUGGCGGUUCAAAGUUUUCUGUUUUCAAUUUUACCCCCACCUUUAUGAUGAAGAAUUUUGA
Messenger RNA from Planococcus citri (citrus mealybug), 2760 nucleotides. RefSeq lists its product as uncharacterized. The transcript has 2 exons. The coding region runs from base 221 to 2107 and encodes 628 amino acids. NCBI's taxonomy places the organism in Eukaryota, Metazoa, Arthropoda, Insecta, Hemiptera, Pseudococcidae. The record is from RefSeq and is a predicted model, not a curated record.